This is a messenger RNA of Spea bombifrons (plains spadefoot toad), 3836 nucleotides long. RefSeq names its product valyl-tRNA synthetase 1 (gene VARS1). Gene Ontology annotation, cellular component: cytosol. Lineage: Eukaryota; Metazoa; Chordata; Amphibia; Anura; Pelobatidae. Gene Ontology annotation, molecular function: valine-tRNA ligase activity; ATP binding; aminoacyl-tRNA deacylase activity. The transcript is spliced from 30 exons. The record is from RefSeq and is a predicted model, not a curated record. Gene Ontology annotation, biological process: valyl-tRNA aminoacylation. The coding region runs from base 10 to 3738 and encodes 1242 amino acids.
CAGUUUGCGAUGGCGACUCUCUACCUACCUCUCUCCUCUUCCUCUGACCCUCGGUGUCUCUGGGUGCGAGUCUCCAGACAGUUCUCUUGUCACUCUCGCCCUAAAGUCCAGGAGGUCUCUUCUGGCCCCCGAGGUCUCCCUCUGCCCUGCUUGCUCACACCAUCCUCAGGAUCUGUAUGGGGUCCUUGGGCCGUAUCUUACAUGCUGGCUCCGGACAUCCUCUCUGGCUGCGGAGACCCCCGAAGCUGUGCGCUCAUUAAGCAAUGGGUGAACUACGCGGAGUCAGACCUGCUGCCCUCCACCUAUGGAUUAGAACAUGCGCAGGAAAGAGAUCGGGCUUAUCUAGAACUUCAGAGAAUUCUGGGUUUUCUGGACCAUCACCUGAAGGUGCGCACUUACCUGGUGGGGGAGAGACUUAGUCUAGCGGACAUCGCCGUGUCCUGCUGUCUCAUCCAUCCCUACAGCAAGGUCCUCUCUCCAUCUGUUAGAGAUAAUCUCCCAAACGUCACCCGCUGGUUCCUAACCUGUGUCAGCCAACAACAGUUUCAGGAGGUCUUGGGAGAGGUGACUCUGCUCGGCGCAGAGACCGAUACUUCUUCUACCUCAGCUGCCCCAACUAACACCACGGCUCCUGCGAAGACGCCUGCCCAACUGAAGAAAGAGUCCAAGAAGAAAGAGAAGCUUGAACGCUUUCAGCAGAAGCAAGAAAAGAUCAAAGGCCAGCAGACAGAGGUGAAAAAACCAAAAGCAGAAAAGAAAGAGAAGAAGGAGUUGGGGGUGAUCACAUACGACAUCCCGACCCCUCCAGGAGAGAAGAAAGACAUCCAGGGUCCGAUGCCGGAUUCCUAUAGUCCUCAUUAUGUAGAGGCUGCUUGGUAUCCAUGGUGGGAAAAGGAAGGCUUCUUUAAACCAGAGUAUGGGAGGUCAAGCAUUUCGGACCCCAACCCCAAGGGUAUGUUCAUGAUGUGUAUCCCACCCCCAAAUGUGACCGGAUCUCUCCAUUUAGGACACGCGCUCACUAACGCCAUCCAGGACAGUCUGACUCGAUGGCAUCGGAUGCGCGGGGAGCUAACGCUGUGGAACCCGGGAUGUGACCACGCGGGAAUCGCCACCCAAGUGGUGGUGGAGAAGAAGCUUUGGCGCGAGAAAGGGAAAACCCGACACGACCUGGGGAGGUCUGAGUUCAUAGAGGAGGUGUGGAAGUGGAAGAGCGAGAAGGGUGACCGGAUUUACCACCAGCUGAGGAAACUGGGGAGUUCUCUGGACUGGGACAGAGCCUGUUUCACUAUGGACCCCAAACUCUCCUUGGCCGUCCAGGAGGCUUUCAUCCUUCUCCACGAAGCUGGGGUGAUUUAUCGCAGCAAGCGCCUCGUCAACUGGUCCUGCACGCUCAACUCUGCCAUAUCAGACAUAGAGGUGGACAAGAAGGAACUGAGUGGACGUACAAUCCUUCCCGUGCCCGGCUACAAAGAAGGUGUGGAGUUCGGGGUCCUGGUAUCCUUUGCCUACAAAGUAGUGGAGACAGAUGAGGAGGUUAUCGUGGCCACCACUCGAGUGGAGACCAUGCUGGGUGAUACAGCUGUGGCCGUGCAUCCCGAAGACCAGAGGUACCAGCAUUUAAGAGGAAAGUACGUGAUGCAUCCCUUCUCUUUCCGUCUGCUCCCCGUCGUCUUCGAUGAGUUUGUGGACAUGAGCUUUGGGACCGGUGCUGUGAAGAUCACCCCCGCGCACGAUCAGACUGAUUACGAGGUUGGGAUGAGACACUCCCUGGAGUUUAUUAAUAUCAUGGAUGAUAACGGAAAACUCGUCAACGUCCCCGAGCCGUUCCUGGGAAUGAAGCGUUUUGAGGCAAGAAAAGCUGUUUUAGAAGCACUGAAAGUAAAAGGUCUAUUUAAAGAAAUUAAAGACAACCCCAUGGUCGUCCCAAUCUGCAGCCGUUCCAAGGACAUCGUUGAGCCUCUGUUAAAGCCCCAGUGGUACGUCCGCUGCGACGAGAUGGGGAAGAAAGCGGCCGACGCUGUCCGCGACGGACAUCUGACAAUCAAACCUGAAUUCCACAACAAGACCUGGUUCACCUGGAUGGAUAAUAUCAGGGAUUGGUGCAUCUCUCGCCAGCUGUGGUGGGGACAUCGAAUUCCCGCGUACUUUGUUACCAUCGAUGACCCGUCCGUCCCGGCAGGAGAGGAUACCGACGGCAAGUACUGGGUCAGCGGCCGCUCAGAGGAGGAAGCAAGAGAGAAGGCGGCAAAACUGUUUAAUGUGGAACCCGGGAAAGUUUCUCUGCGCCAAGACGAGGACGUUCUUGACACCUGGUUUUCAUCGGGAAUUUUCCCCUUCUCCAUUUUCGGAUGGCCCAAUGAGACUGAAGAUCUCAAUGUUUUCUAUCCCGGUACGCUGUUGGAGACCGGCCAUGACAUCCUUUUCUUCUGGGUAGCCCGUAUGGUGAUGCUCGGCCUCACGCUAACCGGAAAACUGCCCUUCAAAGAGGUUUACCUCCAUGCCGUAGUCCGUGAUGCCCACGGACGGAAGAUGAGCAAAUCCCUUGGAAAUGUCAUCGACCCCCUGGAUGUGAUCAAUGGAAUUACUCUGGAGGGUCUCCAUGCUCAGCUCCUGGACAGUAACUUGGACCCUGCAGAGCUGGAGAGAGCCAAAGACGGACAGAAAUCUGACUACCCCGGUGGGAUCCCAGAGUGUGGGACGGACGCUCUGCGGUUCGCUCUGUGUGCAUAUACCAGCCAGGGCCGGGACAUUAACCUGGAUGUGAACAGGAUUCUGGGUUAUCGUCAUUUCUGCAACAAACUCUGGAACGCAACCAAGUUUGCGAUGAGGAGCCUGGGAGACGGGUAUAUCCCCCCCGAGUCUUCGCUGACCACCGGACAGGAGAGUAACGCGGACCUCUGGAUUCUGAGCCGUCUCAGCCUAGCGGUGGAACUUUGCAACACUGGAUUCCAUAACUACGACUUCCCCGGAAUCACCACGGCUGUGUAUAACUUCUGGCUCUAUGAGCUGUGUGACGUUUACUUGGAGUGUUUGAAACCCGUGUUCUCUGGUUCCGACGAUGUGGUGAAAGCCGUGGCCAGGAACACUCUGUACACGUGUCUGGACGCUGGUCUCCGGCUCCUCUCCCCUUUCAUGCCGUUCCUUACAGAAGAACUGUACCAGCGGCUACCCCGCCGCGCCGCUGCGCAGCACCCCAGCAUCUGCGUCACCCCCUACCCUGAUGCCACGGAGUUCCACUGGCGAGAUGAGGAAAUCGAGAAAAACAUGGAUCUGGCUCUGUUGCUGGUGAAGUCGAUCCGGUCUCUGCGUGCCGAUUAUAACCUCACCAAAACAAAGGCUGACUGUUACGUGAAAUGCCAGGAUGCGGAAACACGUUCCGUAGUAAAGGCUUACACUUCUUACAUCACCGUUCUGUCUUCGACGAACUCCCUGAUUAUCUUGCAAGCCGAGGACCCAGCGCCGCUUGGCACCGCCGUCAACACCGCAUCCGACAAAGCCACCGUCUACCUUAGUCUCAAGGGUCUGAUUGACGUAGAGAAGGAGCUCUCCAAGCUGCAGACAAAGAGAUCCGACCUGAGCCGACAGCUGGAAAAACUGAAAGAGCGGGUGGCAGGUGCAGAUUAUCGCACCAAAGUACCCCCCGCGGUGCAGCAGGGAGACUCCGACAAGAUCAAACAGAUCGAGACGGAGCUUCAGAAGGUGGAAGAAGCGACGGUGAGCUUCCAGCAGAUGGUUUAAUAUAUUCUUUAGUCGCCCAGACCCGCCGCUGCCUGAGGGUGGUUUUAGUUUUGUUUGUUUUUUUUGUUUUUUACCAACAUGCGCUGUAAUGCAGAAAA